AUGAUGACAAUUAAAAUCCUUGAUAAUAAAAACUUUUAAUCUUAAAGAGUUUCAAUAUAUUUUCUUAAUCUAAAUAAUUUAAUUAACAGAUUUUUGGCAAAAAAAAGGAGAGUUACAAAUACUAAACAUUAAAUUAAUUGUGGUAAAAUAUUGGUAAAAAGAUCAGCAUCUAUAUUAUAUUAUUAGAAUUUCUCACUUAAAUCAACUUAUUUUUCUUUUCUUGUUAUUAUAUUUACAAAAUCAUCAAUUUAAAAAAACUGUAAAUAAGAUUAUAUAGAUAGCAAUUCUUAUGCUUAGAAAUAUAUGUAGAGGUUUUCAGGAUAGUCAACAUUAAUAAAUCUUAAGAACGAUUGAUAUUACAAUAGAUUCAAGGUUUCAACAACAAAAGAACUUUCACCAGAAACUAAAGAUAUUACACAUAUUGUUAUGGCUCCAAUCAUAAAUGCUUUAUUGGAUUUUUAAGCUUAAAUCGAUACUUAUCUUAAUUCUUCAGACAUUAUUUUUGGUAUUUAUAGAGUAAUUGAUUAAUUUGGAUUAAAAAGUGUUUAAUUAUUUGAGUUAAUAAUUUCUUGAUUCAACUAAACUUAAAGAAUUGGUUUUGUUUAAAGCUGUUAAAAUAAUUCAAUUUAAACCUAAUACUAAGCAUGUUAAAGAUCAAAUGAGAUAUCCUAAAUCGAAUUGA
Messenger RNA from Paramecium octaurelia, 682 nucleotides. The record is from the annotation of a GenBank genome assembly. Lineage: Eukaryota; Ciliophora; Oligohymenophorea; Peniculida; Parameciidae.